AAGUCAACCAUUUAAACCUCCAAAACACGAAGCAAGGCAGCUGCAUAUAAUACCAAACCCUAAAACAAUACCACGAUCACAAUCCAAAAAUGGAGGACGAUAACAAAGUGAGCGAAAUCGAAGAGCUGGGUUCAACCCCAAACCCAAACCCGGAUCCGCAGCCGAGACUGAAGACCAAGGUUGCAGAAGUAGAGGUGCGGCUGUACCGACAGGGCAAAGGUCCGAUCGAUUCGUUCAAGUCAAGCCUUGGAGGUUGGGACCAGAACCAGUUGGAGGUUCGAGACAUUCUCGACAAGUACGGCUUCAAAUCUCUCUACGCUUUCAAUCCCCAGUCCGGUCGCGGCGUCCCCAUCCGCUUUAACCACCGAAAUGGCCGCUCUAUUCUCCCAUAUCGAGAUGGAUCCGAGGUUCACAUCGACGGCGAGCCAAGGGAUUCCUUGAUCCAACCAAUCACGAAGAUUUUGCUUGGAGUAGCUCUUAUGACUAUCUUGAUAACAAUUGUUAUGAAGGAUCCUCCGGAAUUUAUCCAAAAAUUUAACUUCUUUGGCGGAAACUUCCCUCCUUGGAUCCUUGCUCUUGUGGUAAUAGUUUUUACACGAAUGAGGAAGAGGACCAGGGAUUUCCUGAAAAAACUUGGUUGGUGAUAGGCGACCAAUCAUCUUUUUACCUGAAUACUCCGUGCUGGUCAACCUAAGAGCUGCAGGACGUCUGUCACAUACCAAAAUAGAAUUUCAUGAAAUAAAUUGCUAGGCAUAACAAACGCUAAUGUACAAUUAGGUUCUUCUUUCCUGAGAAUUGGUCAUCCGGAGCAGCUCCUUGUGAGUUUGGCCACUUUCCAGUAGUACUACUCCUUGAACAGGUUGCGCUUCAGUUUGUUUGAUGAGGUACUGAACAACUUUACCGCAUCCAACUCUUGCAGCAACAUGCAGCGGGGUGUCCCCUUUCUCGUUAGUGUCCCAUAUCAAUAAUGAUUGUUUUAGUGAGACGUACUUGAAGAAAUUUAUUUGCUUGAAUUCAGCUGCAAAUGAAGAACAGUGUUGUUCUUGGGCGUUUUUUUUAUGAAGACUAUGUAAUGUUUCCGCAUCUGUAAUUUUUCGCAAGAAACCAGUAUCACCAGAUGUUACAUCCGUAGUUAUGAUUCUCUGAUUUCUCU
Molecule: messenger RNA, 1153 nt
Organism: Argentina anserina (silverweed cinquefoil)
Lineage: Eukaryota; Viridiplantae; Streptophyta; Magnoliopsida; Rosales; Rosaceae
Exons: 3
Coding region: 90-644 (184 amino acids)
Source: RefSeq, a predicted model, not a curated record